Messenger RNA from Musa acuminata AAA Group (dessert banana), 2554 nucleotides. RefSeq lists its product as uncharacterized. NCBI's taxonomy places the organism in Eukaryota, Viridiplantae, Streptophyta, Magnoliopsida, Zingiberales, Musaceae. The transcript is spliced from 9 exons. The record is from RefSeq and is a predicted model, not a curated record. Bases 1123 to 2244 code for a protein of 373 amino acids.
AUACCUAAAUCUUAGCAUCUUCGUUUUCCAGCCUGUAGAUUUGUAGCUUCCCGGAGAGGGUUUGCUACGUAGUCAGUCUCAGUUUUCUCACACAUAAAAUCUCUAUUUGAGCAAAAUUUAGCUCUUUUUAAUUUUUGGCUCAGUCUGCACCUUGCUUGGAUAUGGAUAGAAAGUUUCAACACUGUUUUGUGCAUUAUAUUUUUUGCCUAUUGUUUGGUGAUCAAAGGGACAUAAUAGUAGAUGUUUCUAGUUCUUCUUGCAAUUUAUAACUUUUAGCAAAUGGCAUAUCUCUCUCUUUGGUACUGUAUCAUUCAGUCAUGUGUGUUUCUGGGAGAUACUGGAAAACAAUUAUAUAAUUCGAAGAUUAUUCUAACUUGAGCAUAAUUAUUGAGAUAACAGUGAUAUGAAUGUUUAUUUGUUAUGCGACUAUUCUUUGUAAAGCAUGAACUGCCUGAAAAUUGUAGGUUACAAACUUAUUGUACUAUCUUGAAUCUACUUUCCAUUUAUUAUCUUUAGUCUUCCUCAUUGAUCUAGCAUGUGAUGCCGACCCCUCUGAUUAAAGGUGAAUUACAUGCUGCUCUUUCUAUACAAGGCUAACUGAAUUGUUGAGCUCUUGAUUAUGAGCCGAGGAACAUAUGACAAGCCUGUUAUGUGAUGUAAAUAAUUUGCAUGAUUGUGUGCAAUGAACUUCACCUUCUGUCGAGCUAAUUAAGCAUAUGAUUCUUUUUCUCAUGAAGUCAGAUAUUGCUUACAUCAGAAUGUGAUUUUAUUUUAUUAAUGGUUGUUGUAGUUUUUGUCAGAAAACAACAACAAGAUUAUGAAUGAUGCUUCUGUAUCAGAAGGUCAAUUAUGGAAAGAUUACUACAAAUGAAAUUAGCUAAGGCUUCUGUUACCUCCAUGUCCUUUCUUUUCGUCAGGAAGAAUUAACUCAGUUAAUCAUAUGACAAUUUCGACUUCUUGAAGGAUAUUAACUUUUCUGUUAUGUUUUAUUUGAUCAUUCUAAGCUUUAACAUUGGGUAUCGGGAUACCUCACUCAAACAGAUUCAGAUAUAUGCAGACAUCACUUGGACAUCUGUCUCGAAAAAUCUGAUAACAUAGCAGGGAUCAAUGCGAUGAACUGAAAUGAAGACCUCGGAAUUUGCACAGAAUCCUCAGAACACAGAAGAAUUACAACCAUCAUCACAAGCUUCAAAUGAAAUUCAACCUAUUCAUCAAAAUCCUCUAGUUGCUGAGACUCCAGGACCAAAUCCGUGUUCAUCAUCCAUUACAAAUAGUCAGAACAGAAAUGUUUCCCGUGAAGACAUUGAACUUGUCCAAAACUUGAUAGAACACUGUCUACAACUGUAUAUGAACAGAGGAGAGGUGGUUAGAACUCUGUCCGAUCGUGCUAGGAUAGAACCUGGUUUUACUACACUAGUUUGGAAGAAACUUGAAGAAGAAAAUCCGGACUUUUUCAGGGCAUAUUAUAUAAGGCUGAAACUGAAAAAGCAGAUCAUUCUUUUCAAUCAUUUACUGGAGCACCAAUGCCAGCUGAUGAAAUGUCCUGUCCUACCUAAUGUUCCAUUGGCUCCAAUACAUGGUGGCAUUCAUGCUGGGCCCGUUAACAGUAUGCCUUUGGGGUAUCCAGUUCUUCAGCAACCUGCAAUGACGACUACAGGUCAGCCACAUUUUGAUCCUGUAAGUUGUGUAUUGUCUAGCUGCAAUGUGGUUAAUGGUAUUCCUGCUCCUGGAAGAUAUCACCCGAUUCAUGUAAAUUCUGGAAAUGUCAUUGUGAUUAAUGAUCACAAACCUGAAGCAACUCCUGCAACUGCUCCAUGUGGUGCCAUAUCAUCUUUGUCAGAGAUGGCUGCAAGUCCUGCAUCAGUGGCAUCAAAUAAUCAUUUUCCAUUCACUCCAUCUGAGAUAUCUGGGAUGGGCCUGGAUGCAUCAACACUUGAAACAACCUUAACAUCUGAUGUGGCAAGUAUGGGAGAGUUGCAACUCAGUCAAGAUUGUGCCAUUGGUUCCUCGAGAGAUUCACUGGGUUCAUUAGGACCACUUUGGAACUUUAGCAUUACAGACUUAGCAACUGAUUUGGCAAAUUUAGGAGAUCUCGGAGGUCUCGAAAACUACACCAGCUCUCCUUUCCUGCCAUCAGACUCAGACAUCAGGCUUGACUCCUCAGAGCACGAUGACACAAUUGAGGAAUACUUUGCGGAAGCUAUAACUGCACCAUCCUCUCAACCAGAUGAAGAGAAAUCUUAGGGAUGUGGAGACAAUUUUGCCGACUUCUCAUUUACCAUAGGUCGCUUACGACUUGCAUUGCAGGCUCUUCAUGUUGGACUUUGAUGCCAAGCACUGAGAACACCCGGUAGGUGCUCUUUGAAUAAGGUUCUCACCAUCUUUCUUUUAUUUGAAUCAUGGAGGUAGCAGACAGGAUGUCAUUUUUCUGGUCUGUCUUCCGUAAUGACAUUGGAAAUGUGUUGUUGAACUUGAAAACCAAAUUCAUGAGCUAUGCUUUUGUAGUUCGUUAUCAUGGACAUCGAUUUGGUGAAAUAAAUCAUGUUGAGAGUCA